This is a messenger RNA of Glycine soja, 727 nucleotides long. RefSeq lists its product as uncharacterized. The record is from RefSeq and is a predicted model, not a curated record. The transcript is spliced from 2 exons. The coding region runs from base 103 to 525 and encodes 140 amino acids. Lineage: Eukaryota; Viridiplantae; Streptophyta; Magnoliopsida; Fabales; Fabaceae.
UCUCUUCCUUAUUAAUUAUUAUGGUCAACACAAGUUCUCUGCUCCUCGUUCUUCUCAAAAGACAACGUUGUAGCCUUUUUUUCAUUUCUCUGUUCCCACAACAUGGCUUCUUCGAUCUCCCAAGGUCUCGUGUUCACCACAGCCAUGGUCGUCUCCACCACUGUUCUUUACCUUGCAUUCUCUGGGCAAAAGACUUCCCCGCCUUUCCAAAUUCCCCGAAAUUCCAAUUCUUCCCACUCCAACAAACAAAUUCUUCGCUCUUGCAUAUAUUCAGAGGAGAAGAAACGGGAAAUGAAGAAGAAUAAGAAGAAAGUGAAAUUUGCGGAAAAUGUGAUGGUGAAGUUAGUAGAAAGAAAUAGUAAGGUAAAAAACAGAGAAGAACAGGGGAGGCAAUACAGAGUAUCAUUAUCAAGCAGCGAGUGCAGAAAUGAAAUUCCAGAAAAACGUGAAAUGCCAGCGAACCGAAUUGCUCUGUAUAAUGGGAUUUUGAAGGAUCGGGUGCAUAGGAUGGCGUGCUGUCACUAAUCACCCUAUGCUUCUUCUUCAUUGCAAGCUCUUUCAUCUUCCUUCUUCUUUUUUUCUUCUUCAAAGAAAUCAAUUUUACUGUUGUUAUAGCAACCUGAGAGAAUAGAUAAUUUCAUGACAAAAAAAAUCUGGCGUGCAAGACUAUUAAUGUUUGUACAUAUUUAUCAACAAGGGUUUAAUGACUAUUUUUUAUUAUUGUACA